AUGAAGUUCACCGUCCUCAUCGCGGCCGCUUUGGCCGCUGCUCCUAUCCCAGAGGCUGCCGCCCACCCCGGUAUGGGAGAAACCAUCAAAGAAAUCGAACGAAUUGCUGCUCGAAGCUGGGGAAAUGGCUGGGGCAGCAACAAGUGGCCUUCCAAGAACACUGGAGGAAACACCUGGAGUAGCGGUGGAGGCCAGAGCAGCGGAGGCAACGCAUGGGGUAAUGGAGGAGGUCAGAGUGGCGGAGACCAGGGCAAUGGAGAUGACAGCUGGAGCGACAGUGGAAGCCAGAGCGGAGGCAACAGCUGGAGUAACGGCCAAAGCCAAAACAAUGGAGGAGGCUCUUCCUCCUGGCCCGGUCAGAGCAAUGGUGGCAGCAGCUGGAGCAGCGGCGGAGGCCAAAGCGGAGGCCAGGGUGGCUGGACUGGAGACAGCUUCAAUGCUCACUCCCUUAUCGGAGACCUUAGCACUGUCAGUGACAAGUCUCUCACUUCAGUCGGCCGGGAUAUCAAGAAGAUCCUCCAAGGCAAUGGCAACCCCACAAGUCGCGAGCGUUACUUUGGUUGCCCAUCUAUGAACACUCCCCAGUGCAAGCGCGAUACCUGCUGUGUGUGGCAAUACAUCUCCAACGAGCUUCAAGAACGUUUCCGGGGUGAGGCUGGUCGUUGCACCCGAUGGGCUCGCUAUGCAGUUCGAAUCGGCUUCCACGAUGCUGGUACCUGGUCCUUGAAGACUGCUUCUCAGGGAGGUGGUGCUGAUGGCUCCAUCAUCCUCGCCAAUGAGCUGACCCGCGGCGAGAACAAGGGUCUUGAGCAGAUUGGAGCGUACUACCAAACCAUCUACGACAAGUACCACAACUCAUACGGUUUCACUCAGGUCACCAUGGCCGAUCUCAUCCAGAUGGGCUCCAACAUUGCUGCUGUUACUUGCCCUCUUGGACCCCGAGUGCGCUCUUUUGUUGGUCGCAAGGAUAGCACCAAGGCUAACUUGGGGGGACUCCUACCCAAGGUCACCUCUGAUGCUCUCACUCUCAUCAACUUGUUCAAGGACAAGACCAUUGGCCCGGAUGAUCUCGUCGCUCUCAUUGGUGCGCACACAACUUCUCAACAGCACCACACCAACAUCGACCGUGAUGGUGAUCCCCAGGACAGCACCCCUGGUGUCUGGGAUAUUCUCUUCUACCAGCAGACUCUAGACCAGAACGCCCCCAAGCGUGUCUACAAGUUCCCUAGUGACGAGGUUCUCUCCCAACACCCUCUCACCAAGCCUGCCUUUGAAGCCUUUGCCAGCGGUAGCAGCGGCCAGGCUGCCUGGAACGAGGAUUACGCCCGCGCCUACGUCCGUCUCAGUCUUUUGGGCGUCAACAAUAUCAACAGCCUUACCGAAUGCACAAAGGUUCUUCCUCAACCCGUCGAGUCUUACCGCCACAAGGACAAGGGUAGAUUCAACAAGUGGCUUCAGAGUGACGACAACUCAUACACAUCCAAGACUGUUUCCAAGGAUAUCGACGAUGGUUAUGAAAUCUCUAUUCCUGAGGACAAGAUCCCUUCCAGACGUGGUCCCUGGAAGAAGUGGACCACUCUGUUCAAGUGGUGGUAA
Fusarium pseudograminearum CS3096 is the source of this 1596-nucleotide messenger RNA. RefSeq lists its product as uncharacterized. Gene Ontology annotation, molecular function: heme binding; peroxidase activity. NCBI's taxonomy places the organism in Eukaryota, Fungi, Ascomycota, Sordariomycetes, Hypocreales, Nectriaceae. Bases 1 to 1596 code for a protein of 531 amino acids. The record is from RefSeq and is a predicted model, not a curated record. The transcript has 2 exons. Gene Ontology annotation, biological process: cellular response to oxidative stress; response to reactive oxygen species; hydrogen peroxide catabolic process.